GUCCUCGUCUGGCUAUCUUUGUUCGUUGAGGUUUGAAAAACAGAAUAGUAAAAUAGUGAUGGGGAGUUGUAGCAGCAAAGUUAAGAUGGUGUCCUAUAAAAUUUCGGUGAAGACUGGAGAUCAGAUAGGAGAUGGGACUGAUGCUAAUGUUUACAUCAAACUUUAUGAAGAAGGUAACCAGACAAUCGUGCACACUCUAGAUAACUGUUUUAAGAAUGAUUUUGAAAGAGAUCAUAUUGAUAACUUUUCUGUUAGUUCUCAAUUCAACAUUUCUAAAGUGCAGAGAGUCGAAUUGUGGCGAGACAAUUGUGGUUUGUUAAGCAACUGGUAUUUAGAUUGGAUUGAAGUCACAAACAAGGCAACCAACACCAAAUGCCUAUUUCCAGCAAUGAAAUGGAUCAAAGAGAACCACCGUUAUUUUUUUAACAACAUGGACUCAUGUUUACCACAAGACGAUCCAUUUAAAGAAUCGAGAAUGUCGGAGCUUCAGGACAUACAAAAAGAAUAUCAGCUACGGGUUAACAUACAUGGAUUACCUGCUCAGGUAAAAGAAUUACCAGAAGAUGAGAAAUUCUCAUGUAUUUACAAAUGCCGCUUAGAAAUUGAAACGAUAUUGAAUGAAGCAGCAAAAUUUUGUUUGGUGAAGUGUAAUGGAAACGAAUGGAAGGAUUUCGAUGACGUCAAAAAUAUGUAUACACUUUUUGGAUGUCCGAGGGGCUCAAAAUACUUUAAUAAUGAUGAAAGCUUUGGAAGACAGAGACUGAAUGGGUUAAACCCGUCACUUUUAAAACUGUGUACUGGGAUACCUGGAAAAUUUGGAGUGACAGAAGAUAUAAUCCGACCGUUCUUAGAAGGCAAAACAAUGAAACAAGCAAUGGACGGUAACAGGCUGUUCAUUAUAGACUUGGGGAUAUUAGAAGACUGUCCAACUCUGCGACAAUACAUUGUUAUGACAUGUCCAUUUGCUCUAUUUUAUUUUAACGAUUGCAAACGUCUUAUGCCAAUAGCCAUACAGCUAUUUCAGAAAGAAAACCAGUGUUUCCCGGUGUUCUUACCAUCAGAUCCAGAGUAUACCUGGAUGUUGGCAAAGAUGUGGUACAGCCUGGCUGAUUCUACAUAUCAUCAAGCUCUGACUCAUCUAAAUUUUACUCAUUUGAUGAUGGAAGGUAUAAGCGUUGCAGCAAAGAGGAACCUUGCACAUUCACAUCCAAUUAUGAAUUUACUAAAUCCUCAUUUUCUGUAUCUCAUGGCCAUAGAUAGCCUGGCACUCAGGACGUUGAUAGAAUUUGGAGGCAUUAUAGAUAAAACUUCAAAUGCAGGAAUCAAUGGCCACUUUCAUUUGAUGGAAAAGAGUAUGGAUUGGUGGAGUUUGGAUUUACACGGAACUCUUCCAGAGGAAUUGAAGAGUCGAGGGGUACUUGAUCCAUCUAUACUGACCGGCGCCUAUCAUAUGAGAGAUGAUGCCCUUUUGUUGUAUGAUGCCAUCAAAACUUAUGUAGAAAAAUAUGUUAUGCUCUACUAUUCCACAGAAGGUUCAAUGACCGCUGAUUAUGAGCUCCAGAACUGGGGAGCAGAACUUGUAAAGUCCCGAACAGAAGGCGGAGUGGGAAUUCGGGGAGUCCCAAAUAAAGGUAAAUUCGUAACCACAGACCAACUCAAUUUAACGUUGACAGCCAUUAUCUACAUUUGUAGUGUUGGUCAUGCCUCAGCCAACUUUCAGCAGUACGAUGAAUAUGGUUCUCCAUUUAAUUAUCCAUAUGCUUUGUCUGGAGAUCCUCCUAAAGAUAAGAGUCCAGUCACUGAAGAUUGUAUCCUUCAGACUAUUGCAAAAAGACCACAACUUUUAGAAUUAAUGGCGAUCACAAAAGUUCUUAGUCAAAAAGCAACACAAAGUCUUGGUGAUUUUGAGAGACAGAUGAUUGUGGAUCCACCAGCAGUAGAAAUUGUUAAAGAAUUUCAACAGAAAUUACGGGAUGUUGGUAAAAUAAUUGACAAAAGAAACAAACAAAGGGAACAUCCAUAUGAUUGGCUUCAUCCAAAGGCAAUACCUAAUGCCAUCAGCAUUUAGACACUUCAUCUGUUUUAUAGACAUAAUGGUUUCUGUUUACUUACAAUUUUCUUGCAAUGCUGAGAGAUUUCUUUUUAAUCUACAAUCUUUUCUGAUUUCUUAAAAAAAAAUUAAAAAAAUGUAUGUGCCUGUCGUAAAUUGAGGACAUUAAACCUAAGCGUCUACUGGGAUUGUGGUAGGUAGAUAAACUUGUUAUAUUUAUAUUAUUGUGGUAUGUGCUUUAUGCAAACGGCUUCCACAAUCCUUAAUUGAGGGAGGCACUGGGAUAGAAAAAACAAAUUGUAAAUGAUAAGGAGCCAUGUUGGUUAAUAUGUGUUUAGAUUUUUAUCAAAUAUCUUGAACAGUUCAAUGGUGGACGUCCCAUCCUAAAAAAAAAUAGAAUAUACAGAUAUAUAUAUAUUGUGAAUAAAAUUUAAUUAGCAACUAUAAAAAUCACUGGAAAUUAAUUUCUAGCUUACACUACUACUGGGGAUUGAUGCAAAAUUGUAUUCGAUGUUUAUCUGCCCUUCAACUCGAAAAUGACAUGUAGUUUCAAAGGAGUUUUAUCGUUGUGAUAAAAAGGAAACAUUUUCUAAUACCAAUUAUGAAGGUAAUUAAUACUAUUCUUCCAUUCCCAAGAACUGGAAAAAGAUCGGUUAAUUGAUUGCAAUGGUUGCAUGUUGAAUGCGUGUAAGAUCCAGGGACAAAUAUUUGAAGGAUGAUCAAUUCACGGAGAUAGGCCUUUAUAGAAUGAAGAAAAUUACUAAACAUCCAGUGACAUAUAUUUUUUAGAAUAUUAUUAAUUUCGACACGAUAAAAACCGGUAUCCAACCAAAAUAACAGUAGGAAAAUUUAUAGUCAUUUCUAUUACAUUUUGUUUUAUUCUUUCAUUAAGUGGAGGUAAUUAAACGACUAAAAUUCCAGUGACAAUUUUUUUGGAAUAUUUAUAUUGUCACGAUAAAAACAAGUAUCCACCAAUUUAUCAAUAUCGCCUCUUUGUUUAUAGACCACGUUAUUCCUUUUUGUAGCUCUCCUUGGGCAUUCAUUUGUUUCAAGUACAAUGUAUAGGGAACCAUUUUUAAUUUAGGGUUAGGUUUACAAGUUUGGCUAUUGUUAGUGUAAGCCCCCUCACUUCCCCCCCCUUUUUUUCUCGAUUUGUUUUUGAUAUAUUGUUGUGUAUGCUUUUUGUGUGCAUUUAUUAGGACAUUUUAUGGUCAUUGAUUUCAUAGCUAGACAGUGAAAUAACAACUUUUGAGAUGGAAGUUAGAGCACUGGUCUAAGCUCCUCCCAUUCUUUGCUUUUCCUAUGACAAGCGACACACGGCGGGACUGGAGAGUGCAAUAACUAAAAAAUCAUUCAGUUAACGCACUCCUCUAAAAAUAACCGAAGUUAACUUACUCGAAGAUCAAAGGAAAAACUAACAUUCAUGUUACAAUUUGUGUAUAGAAACUGUCCAAAUUUAUUCGCAGUUGUUGUCAUUUAAACCAUAGCUAUGCUCUAACAGAGUAAUAUAACACUUUAGUCCAGAUAUUAUAUUCAGAAGUUGUCUCUCUUCCAGUGGUUACCCUUUGUAUAUUUGUAUGUAUAGUCUGUCAACAAUUAUACGACCAUAACUGUUAAUUAAUUCCACUUUUAUAUACUAUUUUAUUUUCCAGUUUUAUAAUUUCAACUAUUAGAAUUGAGUUUGUUUUUUUUUUAAUAAAGAAUGUGUUUGUUUGA
Mytilus californianus (California mussel) is the source of this 3766-nucleotide messenger RNA. RefSeq names its product allene oxide synthase-lipoxygenase protein-like. Gene Ontology annotation, biological process: lipid oxidation. The record is from RefSeq and is a predicted model, not a curated record. Gene Ontology annotation, molecular function: metal ion binding; oxidoreductase activity, acting on single donors with incorporation of molecular oxygen, incorporation of two atoms of oxygen; protein binding. NCBI's taxonomy places the organism in Eukaryota, Metazoa, Mollusca, Bivalvia, Mytilida, Mytilidae. The coding region runs from base 59 to 2068 and encodes 669 amino acids. The transcript is spliced from 17 exons.